CAAAGUAUAAGUACAAUUGUACAAACCGACGACUACAUUCUCCCCCGUUAGUAUUCCGAUUAUCUAGAUGAAACUGCGACCGUGAUCCGACGGUCGGCAAAUUCUCCGCAGGAUUUGGUACUUUACUGUUCGUUCUCCUCUACUCAUAAGCAAAUCGAUUUAGAGGAAAGCUAAUAUGGGAACAGAAAGUGUCAAUUGGCAUUCAGUUUUAGAUUGUGACCAAUGGGUUGCCCUCCCAGUAGCUGGGCAACGACCAUCAGCCCGCUAUAAGCAUGCUGCAGUUGUUGCUGAUGAAAAGUUAUACAUUGUUGGUGGAAGUCGUAAUGGGAGAUACUUAUCUGAUGUUCAGGCAUUUGAUCUGAAAAACUUAAGUUGGUCCACAAUUAAAGUAAGCACAACAUUAGAAUCUGAAAUUUUCCCUGCUGUAUCUGGUCAUAGUAUGGUUAAGUGGGGAAACAAACUCCUCCUUCUUGGUGGCCACUCAAAGGAUACCUCUGAUAAUGUGACAGUGCGUUUCAUUGAUCUUGAAUCACAUGUAUGUGGGACACUGGAAGCCACAGGAAAAGUUCCGGAAGCUCGUGGUGGACAAUCUGUUUCAUUGGUUGGUUCAAAACUCAUAAUGUUUGGUGGAGAAGACAAAAAGAGAAGACUUAUGAAUGAUGUUCAUGUUCUUGAUCUUGAGACAUUAACAUGGAAUGUUGUUGAGACUAUACAGACUCCUCCAGCUCCCAGAUUUGAUCAUACAGCUGCAGUGCAUGCAAACCGUUACCUUCUAAUAUUUGGUGGCUGUUCUCAUUCAAUUUUCUUUAAUGAUCUACACGUGUUGGAUUUGGAAACAUUAGAAUGGUCCCAACCAGAAAUUCAAGGUGAUUUGGUGUCUCCUAGGGCAGGCCAUGCUGGCGUCUCUAUUGAUGAAAAUUGGUAUAUUGUUGGUGGUGGCGAUAAUAAAAGUGGUGCCUUGGAGACAUUGGUGAUGGAUAUGUCAAAACUUGUUAUCUCAACAUUGACAAAUGUGAAGGGAAGAGAUCCACUCGCCAGCGAGGGGCUGUCUGUAUCAUCAGUGUUAAUAGAUGGUGAACACUAUUUGGUUGCUUUUGGGGGGUAUAAUGGGAAAUAUAGCAAUGAGGUAUUUGUGAUGAGACCAAAACCAAAGGAUUCUAAACAUCCAAAGAUCUUUCAGUCGCCAGCAGCUGCAGCAGCAGCAGCUUCGGUAACUGCAGCAUAUGCCCUAGCCAAAUCUGAAAGCUUAGAGUUCACAACCAUGGAUUCAAAACCUAAAGUGGAUCUUUCAGUUGAAGUUAAUAUGAUCAAAGGAGAGAAAAAAACAUUGGAAUCGUCAGUUACCGAGGUCAAAGCAGUAAAUUCCAGUCUAAUGGAAAAACUUGAGGAAUGUAAUGGUGCUCAUGUUGACUUAUCCAUGGAAUUGCAUUCUGUUAAAGGCCAAUUGGCUUCUGAAAGAUCAAGAUGUGCUGAACUAGAGGCACAGAUCUUCGAUCUACAGAAGAUGUUAUCAUCAAUGGAGUCCAUUGAGCAAGAGGUUCAAACACUUCGCUCUGAAAAAUCAGCAAUAGAGCAUGAUAUGGAAGUUUCUGUGACUGAUGAAAAGCAAGGUUCAGGUGGAGGUGGAGUCUGGAGAUGGAUAGCUGGAUAAAUUGGUGAUAUGAUACGGAUCAAACUUGCAAUCUUAUAGCAUCUUAAAGGUUGAAUAUUUCAUUCAUUAUAAGUCAAAUAGUCCAAAUACUUUUUUUUCGUUUAAUUGUUUCAAAUUAUAGGAAUGAGCUUCUACAUUUUGUGACAUGUGAUGGUAAUUGAUUGGGAUCAAUUUUGAUCCAUUUGAAUUGAUGCUAUUCAAUUAAAAUAUUAAAUGGUUUA
Molecule: messenger RNA, 1872 nt
Organism: Lactuca sativa (garden lettuce)
Lineage: Eukaryota; Viridiplantae; Streptophyta; Magnoliopsida; Asterales; Asteraceae
Product: Galactose oxidase/kelch repeat superfamily protein
Molecular function (GO): protein binding
Source: RefSeq, a predicted model, not a curated record